GCAGUGAGGUGGGUGGUUGAGACCAUCCCGAAGCUGGAGUCUCGCGCGAAGGCCGUCCGGGACAUGGCUUUCAAGCAGAGGGAGAGGUCUUUCACCGAAGCUUUCAAUGAGCUCCUUCUGUCCUGUGGUCGGGCACACGCCGUGAAGGUUUCCUUCCGUGUGCUGGAGUGGAUGGAGGCGCUCACCGUGCCGAAGGACUCCUUCACCUACGAGGCCAUCGGCGUCAACGUGGUGAAGCGCAUCAGCAAGCUUCAGAAGGUCUGGGACCUCCCACAGGCACCUGAAGACCAGGUUUGCCCGGAGGUCGUCUUCGCAGGCCGCAGUAAUGUCGGAAAAUCUUCACUG
Messenger RNA from Symbiodinium sp. CCMP2456, 345 nucleotides. Lineage: Eukaryota; Dinophyceae; Suessiales; Symbiodiniaceae. The record is from the annotation of a GenBank genome assembly.